Molecule: messenger RNA, 465 nt
Organism: Williopsis jadinii
Lineage: Eukaryota; Fungi; Ascomycota; Saccharomycetes; Phaffomycetales; Wickerhamomycetaceae
Gene: SOD1
Product: superoxide dismutase SOD1
Exons: 2
Coding region: 1-465 (154 amino acids)
Biological process (GO): removal of superoxide radicals
Molecular function (GO): copper ion binding; superoxide dismutase activity
Source: RefSeq, a predicted model, not a curated record
AUGGUCAAAGCUGUUGCUGUUUUGCGUGGUGAUGCUGGUGUCAGUGGAGUUGUCCACUUUGAGCAAGCGUCCGAGAACGAGCCAACCACGAUCUCUUACGAAAUCACUGGUAACGAUGCCAACGCGGAGCGUGGGUUCCACAUCCACGAGUUUGGUGACAACACCAACGGUUGUACCUCUGCCGGCCCACAUUUCAACCCAUUUGGCAAGACCCACGGUGCUCCAUCCGACGAGGUGAGACACGUUGGUGAUUUGGGAAACAUUGCCACUGAUGCCCAAGGUGUUGCCAAGGGCACCAUCACCGACAAGUUGGUGAAGUUGAUUGGCCCAACCUCCAUUCUCGGUAGAACCGUUGUCGUCCACGCCGGCACUGAUGACUUGGGUAAGGGCGGCCACCCAGACUCCUUGAAGACCGGUAACGCUGGUGGUAGACCAGCGUGUGGUGUCAUUGGUAUUGAGGCUUAA